Molecule: messenger RNA, 5598 nt
Organism: Gambusia affinis (western mosquitofish)
Lineage: Eukaryota; Metazoa; Chordata; Actinopteri; Cyprinodontiformes; Poeciliidae
Product: zinc finger CCCH domain-containing protein 6
Exons: 12
Coding region: 414-3866 (1150 amino acids)
Biological process (GO): negative regulation of DNA-templated transcription
Cellular component (GO): nucleus
Molecular function (GO): RNA binding; metal ion binding
Source: RefSeq, a predicted model, not a curated record
GUCGAGGAAUGUGCAGCAUAACUCAGAAGCCAUUUUGUGAUGAUAUCCCUUGUUGAGAAAGCCUGUGAGGAUGCUGAAACCAGCGAACAUGGUUUACAUUCCUGUCUGUUUCUCCCUCCGUCUCCUCUAUUUUCACCGUGGCAGCUGUCAACCGACGGGACAUUAGCAAAGCGGGGUGUCGAGCUGUGCUCACAGGGUUAAAACGCCACUGAAAAUGAAAGAGGAGAGUGUCUGUUUACUGUCUCUGUCGAGACAUGUAACACCGUGAGUCUUUUCCAGUCUGAAAUCUUCCAGCAUCUCUCACAAACCAACCGUCUCCUUUGAGUGACCGUGUUAUAAUUCACUCUUGUUACCGGGGGAGAGGGAGAAGCAGAUCCGUUAUUUUUUAUUAUUUUUUCUUUCUCUCUCUCCAAAUGGCUUCUGUGAGCCUUGUUUCCAGUCCCCCAGCCCCUGUUCUUGACAAAAACAUGACAGACUCUGAGCUUGCAGGGGAUGAAAGGGAGGAUGGUGAACUGGAAGAUGGAGAAAUAGAUGAUGAGGGAAUUGAGAUUGAGGAGGAGAACAAAGAGGUUGCUGAGGUAAAGGAUGACAACAAGAAGGAAAAGGAGAAAAACAAAGAGAAAGAGGAAAAGGCACGAAGACACACAAGGAAAAGAUACAAAAAGACCAGAGAGAAAAGAAAGUCCAAAAGGAGGAAACGUGAAAGGCAAAGACAUCAUUCCCCCUCCAGCAGCUCUAGCUCAGACAGUUACGACUCGGACUACGACCGAUCAGAAAGGCCCAAAAGCAGGAAGGGCCAAGGCUACAGCCGUGACUCUGAUAACCAGCCCUCUCAACAUUCCAAGGGUCUGAAGAAGUCGUCCCCGCAAAAGAGCAGCGAUUUUGAUAAAUACAGCGACGAUUACAGCGAUGAUAAGUAUGACUACGACGAAGAAGAGAAGGAUUAUGAAGACGACAUGUCAGAGUACCAGCAGUCUAAAGAUGGGAAUCAGGGGAAGGGACGCUACUCAAAGGAUCAGAUAAGCAGAGGAAGCUUGAGAGGGAUGAAGCAACAGCAGUGUACGAACCGGUUUAAAAUAUUCGGACAGAGAGGAAGGGGCAGAGGGAGCGGACCAGGAAGAGGGCGAGGGAUGCUCCUCAAAAACAAGAAACUGAAAGGCAAACCCUGGGGAGGACGCGGGCGUGGCCGGGGAGGAGACCAGGGAAUGGAAGACAUGGGACCAGAGGGAAAAAGCUCCUCUGGCUUUCAGAAGAAGCGACCAAUUAUGAGCAAGGAGUUCAUCAGUCAGCAUACGGUUGAGCACAACGGUAGAUACAUCUGCAAGUACUUCCUUGAGGGUCGCUGCAUCAAGGGGGAACAGUGCAAAUUUGAACAUGAGCUGGUUGUGCCUGAUAAGAAGAAGGAACUCUGUAAGUUUUACCUGCAAGGAUACUGCAGCAAAGGAGAUCACUGCAUUUACAUGCACAAUGAAUACCCCUGCAAGUUCUUUCACACAGGAGUCAAAUGUUAUCAAGGGGAGAACUGCAAAUUUUCCCAUGAUGCUUUGAAUGAUGUCACGAAAGAGCUGCUGGAUAAGAUAAUUAACACAGAAGAGGAGAACGCCCGGGAGGAUGAGUUGGAGCUGGAAGAUCUGAGAAAGCAGGGAAUCGCUCCACUACCAAAGCCCCCUCCUGGAGUGGGGUUGCUGCCCACCCCGGGUCAGAGCAGUCCAACAGAUGGGGCAUCUGGGCAGGGUGGAAAGAAGAUUCCAUCUCUGUUUGAAAUCAAGGUUCAUCCCACUGUGGACUUGGCACAAAAGAUUGCUUUGAGCGGCUCCAACUUCUCCCAGAAUCAGGCGGAUGGGUCCGAGGACACUGCUGCGGCUGCGGCUCCGGUACCAGCAGCUGAAUCAGCUGUUCCUAUGGGUCUCCCCACAGGACCAACGAUGCCUCAGAGUCCCCCGGGAAAGCUUCCCCCUCACGGGUUUCCAAUGCAACCACCACCCCCCUCUGGCCAGCCCCCACCAUUUCAUGGAGCCAGUAUAAACCAGCAGAUGAAUAUGCAGAAGCUUCCGUUCCCACCAGACGUGCAGAUGCUACAGAACAUGUUAUCCUUCUCUUCGUUUGGUCAGAACCCAGUGGAUUUAUUAACCAGCUUCUUUCAAAACCAGGCCGUCGGUCAGCAGGAAGUGGAACCUGGUCAGGCCUUCAUACAGAACCUUCAGCAGCUGAUGGGUGCAGAGUCACAGCUGCAGUCUUUGCCACCAGCGGUGCAGAAGGCCAUCUUGUUACACCUGACACAACAGCAGCAGGAAGCCCAGAGCAAAGAGCCACCCAGAGCAGAUGGACAGCCCGAUAAGAACGACAACAGAGAUGAAACAACAAACUGGUACUCAAGUGAUGAUGAGGAUGGGGCCUCUUGUGUCUCCUCCAUCUUGAAAUCUCUGAAGAAGCAGAAUGAAAUGCAGCAGAGUCAGUCCAAGCCCCUCCAUGCUGCGUCGGCCACCCCAGCUCUGGGCGACCCCAGGCUUAUGAAGGAACGAGCGCCACCCAGCGACCCCAGGGUCAAGAUCGACCCUAGACAGCGACUCCAGGAUCCCAGUAAGGAGCUGGAUGGAGCAGCAGAUCCAAGACUUCCCAGGGAUCCCAGGAAGACGAGACCCGGUGAUGUUGGCCGCCAGCAGAGUCAUCCUGCUCCUCAAAAGGCUCCAACAGGAGAGGAGGAUGAGGAGGGAGAGCGGGAACUGAAGGACAGAGCGGUUCCUAUCCCUCUGGAGGCCAGCCCUGGCAUGGUGCUGCGGGACCCUCGCUGUCAGCUAAAGCAGUUCAGUCACAUUCGGGUCGACAUUCUGCUCCAGCGCCCCGCCUUUGCUCAGACCGUGGUGUGGGCGCCGGAGGACCUCAUCCCUUCACUUGUCCCCAAACAGGAACACUCCAUCAACCUGCCGCUCCCCCCGCUGAUCGCCGAUGCUCAGAUGAACAGAACCAACCAGCCCGACCAUUUGAUAGUCUCCAGCCCGCCGCUGUCCGACCCCAGACUCGUGGCCGCCCGUUUAAAGGAACGUUUGGGCCGGAUCCCCAGCGGAUCCUUGGAGACUCGAUCCACCACGGAAAGGCCUGUAGAUCCGCGGCAACAGAAAUCUCUGGACCCCAGAAUCAAGCGGAGAGGGAGUCUGGACUCCAAGGUGCUCGGUCAGAAGGAACCCCCCUCAGCGGGAGGACUGGUGGACCCCAGACUCCAGAAAGCCGGCGCCAACUCAUCUCCCCCAGUUGCCCAAGGCAAGUCGGACCCUGAGAAAUUGCCGCCGUAUGCCCCCCGGUUGGCGUCGUCCGACGGAGGGCUGGAGAGUCCCACCACGAUCCUCGGGGGCAUCAGCUUGUAUGACCCCCGUUCUCAAACCGACCCGUCUCGCAGGGAGCCGCUCGAUCCCCCCAAAAAACCAGGAAUUUUGAAACAGUCAUCGAAAACGGAGAACUCUCUGGUGCCAUCUCUCUCACCAACCCAGCGAAGUGGCUCGUUUGAGGAGGUAAAAAGCACAGAGGUCGCCUCCCAACUGAUUCCUCCUGCUACUUCCUCCAAUGGAGCUCCGCCUGACUCACCAGUCAAACCCCCAGCGGUUCAUAACCUCCCCAUCCCAACGCUGGCCGGGCUGAUCCGACCACAGUACGUCGACCCCAGGCAGGCUAAACAAGGAGGACAGGGGACUGCAGGACCGCAGGAAGAGACAGAGGUCAGCAAGGACCAGGAGGGGAAUAUGGACAAGGACAAGGAAGAGGAAGACGUUAUGGAAGAAGAACCAGAGCAGAAAGAUUCAGAUGAGACGGACAGGACACUGAAAGACGUGUUCAAGACUUUUGAUCCCACUGCUUCUCCUUUCUGUCAGUAGAUUCUCCAGCGUGGAAAUUUACAGCAACAAGUAAAGCUGCAGGAUGUAACGCUUAUAAAAAUGUGUUUGUUUUUUUUUACAUAUUUGUUAAAACUGUCACCAUGUUGUGACAGUUUGAGACAGAUAAUGUGUGAAAAGAUCAAUCUCCUCCACCUCCUUCCCGAGCUGCUCUGUUCUGUCUGAAGAAAUGCACUGCUCCAACCAAAAACAACCAAUCAGAGCCAGGAGGAGGGUCUGAGUGCUGUCAGUCAACUUCAUGUAGUCGCUGCUCAAUGUGGUACUGGCAGACUGACAACUUACUGUUAUAGGAAAACCAUUUAUCCAUCAUUAAUGGCUAUGGUAACAAGCCUGAGAGAAGGAGGAUGAGCAGCACCACACUGAGAGUGAUUGACAGCACUAAAACCCUCCUCCUGGCUCUGAUUGGGUUAGCACUGGGAGUACCUGGAGAUGGCAGAGGAGUUAGAUUUUUUCCAUAAAUUAUCUGACAUACUGUCACGACAUAGUGACAGUUUCAACAAAUAUGUCAAAAUAUGCAUAUUUUUUUUAAUAAAAAUUACCUACUGCAGCUUUAAGUUUUGCUAAACAUUAUCACUUAUCUUUAUUUAGCAAUACAUGGCUCUAUUUAUUUCUGUAAAUAAUCUUGUACAGGUUAUCACAGCUUCACAUGAAAGCAGGAUUAUGGGAAAAGUUGAGGUGUUGUACUUGAUUCUCUUCAUGCAGGCAGACUAUUUUGAGUGUACUCACUACUCUGACAGUAUUUAUUCCUUUCCACUGAGAGUUAAUUAUGUGUCCUUACUUUUAUAUUUACAUUUUUUUUUACCAGAACCAGAAAUUACCUUUUAAUUUGUCAAUGACUUGACCAUUUUAGAAAAUCAAGAGAGUCCUUUCAUCAUAUGCAUAAUGAAAUAAUUCUGAUUAUCAAUAAAUCGGAGCAAAGGAUUAAUCUGCAGCUAAAACAACAUACUUCCAACAUGUAAAAGUUCAGUCCUCUCUGAGCUUUUACAUGUUGGAUUAUCUGAUUCAUAUUUGGAUUAAUCAAGCAAAGGAGCUGAAUGCAAAUACAUGCCACACUUCUGAAUUUGAUUUUUGUUAAAUGGUGUUUUAGUUUCUCUGUCGCUUUUAGAGUUAUACACUACUUUGUGUUGGUCUGUAAUCCCAGUGGUUAUGAAUUGGCAAAAUGUGUGUCAUUUCAUGGAUUACGCUCACUCUUUACUUACCAUUUUACAAAAGAAAAACACUGACCACCUUGGAGGUAGCAGGUAAAUAUUUAUUUUAUGUCCUAAAAAUGAUAAACAAAAUGAUGGAAACAUUUUUCCGUGUAUUUUCUGUACAGAAAUAUUAUCUGAAAGACAUUACAAGUAAAUGUAUAUAUGUAACAAAUGUGGCCCUUAUUGCAGUUUUUAUCUCUUUUUGGCGUUUGUAGAGCACUGUAUUUCAGACUGUAUUCAUAAAGUGAGAAUGUUAUAGAAUGAGGCAUUUCAGUAGCAGCUUUUCUCAGUAACGUGUGCUGCUUUUUGUUUUCCUAAAAAGUGAAAUGUUCCCGUUUUUAUUUUUUUCUCAUAUUUUUCAUUGUAAAUGUGCAUUUUAUAUUAUGUGUACAGUGUGUUUUACUGAGUGCUUCAUGUAUAAACAGAUUUUUAUUCCUGUGACACCAGCUUUUCGGUUUUAACUACACAUGCUCAUCGUUUAAGUGGUUUUAUUAUGAAUAUAUUGAAUAAAGGAGUGAAACAAA